AUGGCUCGUGGAAACCAGCGUGAGAAAGCGCGUGAGAAAACCCAGAAGGAGAUGGCCGCGCAGAAGAAGAAAAACACCCAGUCUGGCACAGAGUUCGCUCGUACAAAGGAGGCCCAGGCCGCCAUCAUGCGCCAGAAACAAGAAGCAGCAAACGCCAAGAAGGCUGCUGAAGCCUCCAAAAAGAAAUAA
Molecule: messenger RNA, 189 nt
Organism: Histoplasma mississippiense
Lineage: Eukaryota; Fungi; Ascomycota; Eurotiomycetes; Onygenales; Ajellomycetaceae
Exons: 3
Coding region: 1-189 (62 amino acids)
Source: RefSeq, a predicted model, not a curated record